This is a messenger RNA of Corythoichthys intestinalis (scribbled pipefish), 11518 nucleotides long. RefSeq names its product exoribonuclease 1 (gene eri1). Bases 285 to 1301 code for a protein of 338 amino acids. The transcript is spliced from 7 exons. The record is from RefSeq and is a predicted model, not a curated record. Gene Ontology annotation, cellular component: nucleolus; cytoplasm. NCBI's taxonomy places the organism in Eukaryota, Metazoa, Chordata, Actinopteri, Syngnathiformes, Syngnathidae. Gene Ontology annotation, biological process: exonucleolytic trimming to generate mature 3'-end of 5.8S rRNA from tricistronic rRNA transcript (SSU-rRNA, 5.8S rRNA, LSU-rRNA). Gene Ontology annotation, molecular function: nucleic acid binding; 3'-5'-RNA exonuclease activity.
GUGUGUUCCAACAUGAAACCGGAAGUUGACAAUGAAAAGUUGGUAGAAAAAUUAUUCAUGCUACAUUACUGAUAAUAUCCGUCGCCCCAGCUGAACAUAAACGAUAUUGUUACAUUUAAUUAAUACUUUAAAAUAUUCUUUUAGUGACGGCGAUUGCAAGUGACGAAAGUGGGUUUCAAGCUCGGAGCGCGCCAAUCACUUCCUAUGUUUGGAAGCGGUUCAUCUUAGCUCAAGGAGGCUAAAUUUGCUCGUAAAAUAUCUGAUUUUACUCCGUAUGAAAUUAAAUGGACGAACACAAGGAAAAUAUUCACAAUACGGACGUCAACGUAAACAUGUCAACCGUAGAAGAUGACAAGUUGAAGUCCGACAGCACCAUAUGUCCCAAAGAAAGAGAAGAUGCUCCUCGAGCGUCUAAUAGUGACUUCAGCCACCCCGUGUACAAGGAGAUCGCCUUGGCCAACGGUCACAUCAACCGCAUGUCCAAGGAAGAGCUGCGCCUCAAGCUGUCUCAGCUAAAGCUAGACACAAGGGGCGUGAAGGACGUUAUGAAGAAGCGACUGAAGAGCCACUACAAGAAGCAGAAGCUGACUCAGUCGGCGGCGGCCGACGACGGACAGGCGGAAGCCGACUACGACUAUAUCUGCGUGGUGGACUUCGAGGCCACGUGCGAGGAGGACAACCCGCCCGACUUUGUGCACGAAAUCAUCGAGUUCCCCAUAGUGCUGAUCAGCACUCAUACUUUGGAGAUUGUGGGGACUUUUCAGGAAUACGUUAAACCCGAGUUAUGCCCAAAACUGUCAAACUUUUGUGUGAAGCUCACGGGAAUAACCCAGGAAAAGGUGAACGCAGCCAAGCCGUUUCCAGUGGUCCUGAAGCGAGUGGUCAAGUGGCUUGAGGAGAGGGAGUUGGGCACUAAAUACAAAUACACCUUCCUCACAGAUGGCGCGUGGGACAUGAGCAAGUUUCUCAACAUCCAAUGUCGCAUCAGCCAGAUUCGGUACCCUCAGUUUGCCAGGAGAUGGAUCAACAUCCGUAAAUCCUACGGCAACUUCUACAAGGUCCCGCGCACGCAGAUCAAGCUGAGCACCAUGCUGGACAAGCUGGGCCUCCAAUACGAGGGCCGCCCACACUCGGGACUGGACGACUCGCGUAACAUCGCCCGCGUCGCGCUGCGAAUGCUGCGGGACGGCUGCCGGCUGCGCGUCAACGAGCACCUGCACGCCGGCCAGCUGCUCCCCGCGCCCAGUUGGGCGGCCACGGAAGGGGCACCUCCUCCCCGCUGGCCCGGCGCCCGCAGAUAGGAGGAUGUGCGCGCGCGGCGUCCGUCUCGAAGGCUUUUAUUGGGCCCAUUUCGGCAAUUUCCGGAGUCGGCCCGCGCACGGAAGGAAGACGCCACAUGUGAUAGAUACUGCUACAUUCUCGUAAACGGCAGUUCGUUAGUUCAGAAUGUGAGAUGUCAUCGUUUUUUCUAUCCUCUAUUUUACAGGAAUAAAUACUGCUGCUAAAGUGUGUGUGGGUCAAGCUUUAUUAUUUGACAAAAAGAUCUAAAUUCAUGAUUGAAAUCAAAUAUCGGGGAACAAAUGUGUCCCUGUUUUUUUUAUUUAGAAAAUGAUAUAAUUGCAUCAAAGUUUUUUUGGGUUAAGUAGCAAAGUAAUAUUUCAGGAAAAGAGACUAAUCAUUUUUCUGUCAAUACUGCACGUCGUGCUCUACUCGGUUGUGCUAUAAAACUGAAAUCAAUCACAAAAUGUUGAUGUGCUGUGGCUUUCAGGAUAAUGUACACAAAAACAAGUUUGUGGAACUGUCAAGAACUUUGCACGUUAAAAACGUUCAACUGCCAAUAUAAUGUAAUGUGAGUCGUCUCUGUCAAAAUUUUGACACUUUGGUAUUGUGGCACGAGGUUCGUUUGGCAUGUAGUGGUUUUCAUAGCGGAAUAGUCUAAAGCUGCCCAACUGCGGGUAUCAUCUGCUUCAGGAUCCUCCCUCACUGGCAGGUGCUGUACAGCAUCACCUUGUGGCUGAUAUCAUCCAGGACUCGGCGGGCGUUCUCCUCCAAAUGGGCCAGCUCUGCGGCUUUAGCCUCGAGGAUCUUCUGGUUGGCCUCAUAGGAGCUCUCCAGCUCUGAAAGUACAAAAUGGUGCUCGAUCACUUUGUAAAAGCGGUAAAGGGAACCACACGCUUACCUUGCAAUCUCUGCAGCUUGUUGCUACUCUGAGCCAGCAGCUCGCCGGCUUCCUUACGCAACUCGUCAGCUCGUUCCCUCGCCUGCAGCACCGACUCCCCUUUGUCCUCCAUCAUGUCCUCCACUUCUUCCAGUUUGUUUUUGACCUCCGAGUCAAACUCCUUCACAGGCGCACAAUAAGCGUUAUGAUCUGAUAGAGAGCUAGUAAGUCGAGCGGCGUUUCUGCGUGCCACCUGCUGGGCCUCGUCGGCAUCCUUCUUGGCCCGUUCGCUCGUCCGGUCGGCCGUCUCCGUCAGGCUGUUGACCUCGAGCUCGUUCUGCCGCAGUAGACCCACCUCGCGCUCCAGCUGCAGCAGCCGCCCCGUGGUGUUGCCCAGACGCAGCUCUGACUCCGCCGUCUCCGAGUCCACCUAAAAUAGAUGUACGUCAACGACGCAAACGCACGACCGCCGGCGGGUAUCGUACUCACGGAAAGUAUCAAGUCCAUCGUUCCCUUUGUGUUGUUCUGGGCCAAUCGGAUGGCAUCCGCGGCGAGGCUCUGAGCACGCUCGGUCUCGUCGAGAGCUGUCUUCACCGCGUCUGUCCUCUCCUUCAAGUCUUUGGCGCCCUGACUGAAGGAUAAGAGCAACGUAUACUGUACGUUAAAUCCAAUUCACACAAGACUCACCUCCCAUUCCCGGGUGACAGUUCUUACUUUGCGGCCUCGGCCUGCCUCAACAGCUCCUCUGCUGCUUUCAUGUCAUUAGCGCUCUGGCUAAGGAUGCUCUCAACAUUGGUCAGAGCGCUGACCUUCUCCUUGAUUUCGGCGGUCAGCUCCUGUAGCUUUUCUGUCGACGUGGGCAUCUCCAGUUCCAAGACCUCAUUGGCCACAGCCUCGAUGAUAGACGCGUUGGCCUUGUCGUCUGCACAGUUGACGGCACGCAUUCAGAGAUGUUUUGGGUUGAUGUUGAAGCAGAGUUACUCACUCGUGAGUAGAUCUCUUAUGUCUUUGAUGAGGCUGCGCAGUUGCUCGUUGCUCCGCUCCACUCGCUCUUUGCUCUGGUUAGAUUUAAUCAGCACCUGCUGAGCGUUUACUUUGGCUUCCCUCGCUCGAUUGCUGGCCUCCCACACCUGAAAGCAAGCACUCAGUGCUUCACGAAUCCUCAACAUAAAGGGAACAACCUACAAAUUUGUCCACUCACCAUCCUGGAAAGCUUAUCCACUUCCUUCAUGGCUUCAAGAAUUUCCUCGUCUAGCUCCCUGGCUGACUUGAGAGCACUUUGGGAGGUCGCAAUGAUGCCUUUGCAUCCUUCGCCACCACAUUGGGGAGCAUUGUUCUCAUCGACACAGCCCAAUCCGCCACAAGAAGAGCCAGAGCACUCGUCACCCUGAGCCUCACUGCCGCACACCUACAAAAAAGGAAAUGAGGGCAUCAUUUGAGGGUUGUUUGUUUUUUUCUGAAAUAUCACACACAGAUUUUCUUCUCACCUUCUCGCUUAGAAGUGACAAAUUUAGUUUGUCCAUCUCAUCCGUGAGCUUGUCCAUUUUCUGUUUGUUUCGCUGAUGCCUGCGAUCAAACUCCUUCCUGCUGGUAUUCAGCUUCUCCUCAGUCACCUUGCGAAGUGUUCCCGACUGCUGCACCGUGUUUCCAGGGUCACUGGUUGAAGCGUUAACUCUGAUUUCUGCAAGUAACGAUUCCUCGUUUGCCUCUGUGAUGGUGUCCAUGGCACCUAGGAAAAAAACAAAUAAUUACAACAACACAUCAUGGUGUUGCACUGGUAAGUUUAAGAUUUGCAAUAAGUUAAUUUGUCACCCUCGAAGUUGGCAUUCUUGGCAUCAAACACCUGCUGCCUGAGUUCCUGGACACGGCGCGCUAAUUGGUUGGCCUGCUCUGUCAGCUCGUCCAGGUUUACGUCGGUAGCGUUGGCAUCGCUUUGGAGGAUGUUCAGGGUCUCCUCUGUGGUGUUAAGCUUGCCAUCAAGGUAGGACAUGACGCCGCUGAUCAGGGGACUCCGAUUAAAGGACUUCAUGGAUAGGAUGCAUGUUUGUAGACUUACGUGAUCUGGUGCAUGAGGUCCUGGUUCUCCAUAAGCUUCACUGCUGCAGGGUUCCUCUCCACAAUUUCCCUGACCGCCUUAAUGUUUGUCUCCAGGCUGGUCACUAAGUCUUUGUACGGUGCUGUCACGCCGCUGGUCUGCAGUUCCGUCACCUUUGCCUCCAGUCGGUGAGUUUGGUUGGUGAGCUCUUCAACCACCGCGUCCCAGUUAGCAAAGCACUGGUGGCAAGGCUGGCAGUCCGGGAAUUCCCCCUGGUAGCCUCUGGCGCAUUUGUCACACCGUGGGCCCGAAACGCUCUCCACGCAGGUGCAGUGUCCAGUCACCCGAUCACACUGGUCGCUAGAAAUCCCACGAGGGUCGCAGUCACACGCUGCAUGAAAAGAGAACACGUAAAUAAAGAGUGCAGGAUUUUAGACGUCAGGGAAAAGUACUGACUUCCAGCUUUUCAUGUAAAUAAACGACCUCAUUUUGACAUUGGGGAGCAAGUAGACCCCCCCCCCCCCCUUCUUAGAUACAUCACAAGCUUGCAAAAGUAGUCAGAGUGAAGGAAUGCAGGCUCCUUCUGGGCUUAUUUGCCUGAUUUAAGGCACUUUAAAGUGAAAUAGGUUUGGCAAGGCACCUCUAAAUCACAAUGUACAGACAAGCUGGAUUUUAAAGUUGGCAGUUGGCAGCACCUCUCAACUGUGGAAGAUACAACCGUCUCUCGCACAUAAGUGCGGACUUCUCCCACUCAACAAUUUGGCCACUCACCACCACCCAACGGUUCCACCUCAAGAGUUUUAACAACUUUGACCAGCCUUUGAGUGGAAAAUCGUUAAGGAUUCCUCUCGAGUCCUGUGGGUGUUGCUGGGAUGACACAAAAAAGCCUGGGACUUUUUGAGAACAUCUGGUUCUCAUGAGCAGGGAACACAAGGUCAUUCCCGGAGUCAGCAGCCAAUUGAACGUCUGUUCUCUCACAAUACCACUUUGAUCCUUAUGGGGCGACAGUGAGGCUUUGAAAGACUUGUAACCGCUUGUUGAAAAUAGACUGGUUGAUUACCUCAGCUUCAAGAGCACCAAAGUUUUGGAGAUUCACAAUCAACUUGGUCUUCAAAUACAACAAAGGCUCUACCGUUACAUGGGGUUUUAUUUGCCGUACCAUGACACUUGACCUCUGGAUCCCCCCAGAAGAGCUCCCGACAUUCUCGACACGUCCUGCCACCAAAUCCUGGUUUACACGAGCACCGUCCCGUCACCUAAAGGCCAAAGGAAACAAAGAACAAAAGUGUUGUCGUGACAUCAACAUGCACAUCCUGACAGACAUUUGUACUCCUGUUGAAUGUGUGUUUGAGCAAAACAUCAGAGUGCAAGCGAGAGCAGCAAUUCCCAACCAGUUGGAUCCAGAACCUUCCCACCCCAGUCUUCAGAUUACAUGUUGUGACCGAAUCGCAACACUAUUUUACCUUCACUACAAAUUCAAAGGACACAUCAUAAUUUCUCACUGCUAACCUCAUCACAGGAGGAGCCGUAGGAGUGGACGGGGUCGCAAUCACAUCGCUGGCAACCCGUCCCGCUCGCCAUGUUCCACGUGUCCUCAGCGCAGCGUUCGCAGUUCUGGCCCACCACAUUGGGCAGGCAGGGGCAUUGGCCACUGUGCUGGUCGCACUGGCACUCAUCCGGUGAUGAACACGCAUGUGGGGCUGUGCCCGUCGGCUGGCACAUGCACUCUGUAAGACAACCGGACGAGUUGAGCGAAAAUUUGAGCAUUGACCCUUCCAACAUCCAUGAAUAAUCACCAAACGCUUGGAAUUUUUGUGGGAAAAAUACAUGGCUCCACUCACUUCUGCAGCUCUGAGUGGAGGCUUUGCCAUAGUAACCAGUUUUACAGUUCUGGCAGGCAUAACCGUCUGUGUGGUACAGACACUUGAGACAUGACCCUGUACGAGCAUCACAGGACUUGGGGUCUUGCAUGUUAAUGUUUCCGUUGCAUUGGCACGCCAAGCAGCGCCCGCCGGGCACCAACGGGUUGCCAAAGUGACCUGGGGCACACUCAUCACAUCUGGCACCUCAACAGGGGUGUAAAGAAAACAGGGCACCUUUCAGACCGUAGGUUCAUUACACGGAUGUUUGUACGUGUACAUAAAACGUAUAAUUAUCAUCAUACAACGUGUGUGGUGUACCUUUGUAGCCAGUGCUGCAAACACACACCAGCUGGUUUGUCCUGGCCUCCAUGUAGCAGCUGUCGGCAAACUGACGUGCGCUACGUGGGCCGUCGGGGCACGAGCACGGUCGGCAGUGGCUGCCGGAGCCCCGCUCUGGGUUACCAUGGUAGCCAUUCAGACAUCUGCAGGAUUAAAGCAACAGUAAAAUUAGAUUUGACUGAGGGAAUGCAGAGAGAAUUCCCCGUUUUCAUACCUCUCACAGUAAUGUCCGGCGGUUAAGUCUCGGCAGCCUUGACACUCUCCUGUCUCGGGGUGGCAGACCUCACUGUGGCCGUUACAUUGGCAUGGACGGCAAUUAGGGAAUCCCCAAAAUCCCGGUAGACAGUGGGCACACUGGCGCCCCGUGGCCCCAGGAACACAUGUACACUGUCCCGUCGAUUCAUGGCAAAGUGCAUCGUUUGACCCUCGGGGGUCGCACUCACAAACUGGGGCAAGAAAUAGCUCAUUGUUACCACCCCUGGAUGAAAACCAGUGGGGCAAAUAAGUAUUUAGUCAACCACUAAUUGUGCAAGUUUUCCCACUUUAAAAUGUUAGCGAGGCCUGUUAUUGUCAACAUGUGUAAACCUCAACCAUGAGAGACCGAAUGUGGAAAAAAAAGAAAAAAAAACAGAAAAUCACAUUGAUUGAUUUUUAAAGAAUUUAUUUGCAAAUCACGGUGGAAAAUAAGUAUUUGGUCCAUACCAAAAGUUCAUCUCAAUACUUUGUUGUGUACCCUUUGUUGGCAAUAACGGAGGCCAAACGUUUUUCACGAGCUUUUCACACACUGUUUCUGGUAUUUUGGCCCAUUCCUCCAUGCAGAUCUCCUCUAGAGCAGUGAUGUUUUGGGGCUGUCGUUGGGCAACACGGACUUUCAACUCCCUCCACAGAUUUUCUAUGAGGUUGAGAUCUGGGGACUAGCUAGGCCACUCCAGGACCUUGAAAUGCUUCUUACGAAGCCACUCUUUUGUUGCCCUGGCUGUGUGUUUGGGAUCAUUGUCAUGCUGAAAGACCCAGCCACGUCUCAUCUUCAAUGCCUUUGCUGAUGGAAGAUUUUCACUCAGAAUCUCUCCAUACAUGGCCCCAUUCAUUCUUUCCUUUACACAGAUCAGUCAUCCUGGUCCCUUUGCAGAAAAAAGGCCCCAAAGCAUGAUGUUUCCACCCCCAUGCUUCACAGUGGGUAUGGUGUUCUUCGGAUGCAAUUCAGUAUUCUUUUUCCUCCAAACACGAGAACCUGUGUUGCUACCAAAAAGUUCAAUUUUGGUUUCAUCUGACUAUAACACAUUCUCCUGGUCCUCUUCUAGAUCAUCCAAAUGCUCUCUAGCGAACCGCAGACGGGCCUCAACGUGUACUAUCUUCAGCAGGGGGACACGACUGGCAGUGCAGGAUUUGAGUCCCUGGCGGCGCAUUGUGUUACUGAUAGUAGUCUUUGUUACUGUGGUCCCAGCUCUCUGUAGGUCAUUCACUAGGUCCCCCCGUGUGGUUCUGGGAUUUUUGCUCACCGUUCUUGUUAUCAUUUUGACGCCACGGGGUGAGAUCUUGCACGGAGCCCCAGAUCGAGGGAGAUUAUCAGUGGUCUUGUAUGUCUUCCAUUUUCUAAUAAUUGCUCCCACAGUUGAUUUAUUUACACCAGGCGUUUUACCUAUCGCAGAUUCAGUCUUCCCAGCCUGGUGCAGGUCUACAAUUGUCCUUCGAUAGCUCUUUGGUCUUGGCCAUAGUGGAGUUUGGAGUGUGACUGACUGAGGUUGUGGACAGGUGUCUUUUAUACAGAUAAUGAGUUAAAACAAGUGCCAUUAAUACAGGUAACGAGUGGAGCCUCAUUAGAAGAAGUUAGACCUCUUUGACAGCCAGAAAUCUUGCUUGUUUGUAGGUGAGGUGACCAAAUACUUAUUUUCCACUCUGUUUGAUUUUUAAAGAAUAUAUUUCCAAAUUAAUGUGAUUUUCUGUUUUUUUUCCCACACAUUCUGUCUCUCAUGGUUGUGGUUUACCCAUGUUGACAAUAAUAGGCCUCUGUAAUCUUUUCAAGUAGGAGAACUUGCACAAUUGGUGGUUGACUAAAUACUUAUUUGCCCCACUGUAAUUCUGUCUACUUCUGCCAAACGCUUACGCCUGCAUCCGGCGGGGCCGAAGAGGAAGGUGCCGGGGGCGCAGUGGUCACAGUUCCUGCCAACAACUCUGGGGCGACAUUGGCACUGGCCUCCGCUGGGAUCGCACACGGCGCUGACGGAACCUUGCGGGUCACACUUACAUGCUAAAAGGCAAAACAUGUUUAUGAAAAUUCUGGGGUUUAGAUGAUUCUGUUAUCGAGGACAGGUUUCACUUUUAUUUUUUUAUUUUAUUUUGGGGAGUGGGGUUGUAUUAUUUCGAGGACUGAGCUUACGCAUGGCUCCUUUGUGCAGCAGUGCAGAGACACUGAAUAUGUAGUCGUUGCAUAUGUCUGUCAUUGGGCUCUUGACCACACUCUGGCUGUUCUCCAGGCAGCGGUAGCGCUCAAAAGUAUCCCAUGCUGCUUCACCUUCUGUGCCAUGGAACAUUUCCAGUUCCUGCACCCUGGGCAUCAACACCAGCUACACAGGAGAACAACGUGAGGCAUCUGUCUGGAGGUCACAUGGUUGAUUGUUUUGUGUGAAACGUACAGAAUCAAUGAGUGUGUACGGGCUCUGCAUGUCACUGUAGGAUGAGUAGCGGGGCAAGCUGAGGCGCACCGUGUAGUUCUGUCCCUUCUCAAAACACACGGGACUGGGCAGCAACAUGUGUCUUUAGGAGGCAGGAAGUGUGUGUUGAAAUGGAGGCUCAAGGUAUGGAAGUUUGAGGUAAAUUCUUAGGUACUGUUACCUUGAACCGGGUGGCAGAGAGACGUACUGCUCGUCUCCGUCGCUGAAUGAACCGCUGCAGUGGGUGGGGUAGUUUUGAGAAUGGAAGACAGGACGCUGGACUUCGACGUUGACUUGCUCCCAUUGCUCCGGAAGCUAACAGCAAGAACGAGUUCUUGGUCACACUUAGUCAUUACAGUAUAAAUAUAAAACAUCGGUCAAAACGAAGUGAAGUUAACCUGCGGCUCAUAGCGAAUGAGAACAUCGUAGUCCAUGGAAUCUGGAAUGUUGUCAAUGAUGAACUCUAAAUAUGCUCCCUCUGGUACGUUAACAAAACCCAUCCCGGUCCAUGUUGGGCUGCGAUCCAGAGGGUAAGGUCUGUGAACCAACACCACGCCCUGACAGACGGGCGCUCCUUUUAUAGAUAAGCUUCUUUAGAACUAAAAGAUGAUGGUGGUGUUGGUGUGCUUACAGGUCCGCGCUUGGCAUCCUCAGCCUCGUAGGUGUAGUGGUCCAGAGCAAUGAAGUAGUAGCCGGAUUCCAGCUGGUUGCACCGCCGACCGAACAUGUGCUCCCUGCACUCACACUGUCCAGACACCGGGUCACAGCUGUGGAAUAUCACAUUUAGGAAUUUUUGACUUUCCAACUGUAAUUUUGAAUUAGCGCUCAUACUUAUUGUUGAGGGCCCCUCCCUGGUCGCAGUCACAAGGUCUGCAUCCGUCCAUGUCAUUGGACAGACCCCAGUGUUGUGGCUAUGGUAAAGCGCGUGUUAGGAAACUGCGGACUGACUGAAGGACAAGCACAGAGUGAGGCUGCCUACCAGACACUGGUUGCACUCAUGUCCGCUGACCAGCCGCUUGCAGUAGCACCUUCCUGACUCCGAGUCGCAAGAGUUGGCUCCAGGCAGUGUUCCCAGUGGGUUGCAGGCGCAAGCUGCCAGAGAAUGCAAAAUAAAUUUAUCUAGUCUGUCACUUGGUGUGUUGCAGUCUUGUGAAUGUGUGAUUAUCACAUAGGAAUGGGAAAAUAAUUUUCAAGCUUGGUCAUGGAAAGUACAGUCUAUGGACUGGAACACUCCUCUUUGUCUUAUGUCUUCAUCUUAGCAACUCCUAAUACCUUUGUGACAGUGGUUUGGUUUUCCUACCCAGACAUCCGUGCGACCCCUGUCCUAGUCCAUAGUGUCCAUGUCUGCAGUGGUCGCAGCGCGACCCCUCCACAUUGGCUUUGCAACGGCAUUGGCCCGAGAUGAGUCCGGCAACCACGUCCGUCCUGGCGUCACACAGCCCCCCCUGCAGGGAGCCUACUGGGUCACAAUUACAAGCUGGGGGGGAAAGUUUUUGAUUAGACAAGUUCAAGAACCAAACAGUAUGCUUAGACGUGAGGCUUUUGAACAUACGUUCGCAGAUGUUGGGGUCCCGGAGGUCACGGUUGGGGUUCUGGUAGAAGAAGGGUGCACACUGCUCGCACUGGCGGCCUACUGUGUUGUGCUGACAGUCAUCGCAUACGCCACCGCUGACGUUACCCGUGGUGAUGUAGACGGCCAUGUCGAAGUGGCAGGAGCCGGAGUGAUGGUUACACUCGCACCCUGAAGAGAAGGCAGUGGGUACCUCCAGGUUUUUUGUUUUCUUUUAGCACCAUGUGAAGAUUUUAGAGAUCACUUCAAGUCUCACUCUUGCAAGCGUGCGUGUUACGGCCCUCGGCCGGCCUCCAGGGGUGGUCGUGAUGGAACUCCCUGCAUCGCUCGCAGUUCAAGCCCUCGGUGUUGUGGUUGCACACGCACCGCCCGUGGACCUACACAAGAUGCUGAUUAGAACACUUUCUCUGUGCAAGUUUCGGCGGAAUUGGCAUUUCUCCCACCAUUCCCUCGGCCCCCGUCGGCGCCCCGUCAAUAGGGGCGCACUCAGACGCAUGGCCGUAACAGAAGCAGUUGCCGCGUACGACCAUAUCGUAGAUGGCGUAGUAGUACUUCUCUGUCACCUCCUUUCGCGUAUCUAGCAGGUUGUCGCCAAGCGUGUGCAGUUUUAGGAAGUUGACACGCAAGUUGGUAAUCUUCAGCAUGUCUGAAGAACAAAUGACACACCGGUUAGAUGCCAAUGACAAGCUUUACUCUAAAUAGCUGUGUUGACUUGUUCAAGGUAUGUUAUGGCCAUUGGUUCUCAAUCACCAAAAGGGUUUCUGUGUUCAGAUGUUUGGAGAAAAAAAAAAUUGGUAGGGACAAAGGUUGUUUUGAAAUUGGGGGGAAGGUUUUGUGUACAUGGACAUAUCCUCCUCUACAUGUGAAAUUCCUUCCCAGGGUUUUCUUCCUGUCUGACCUCAU